Messenger RNA from Selaginella moellendorffii, 2184 nucleotides. RefSeq names its product pentatricopeptide repeat-containing protein At2g35030, mitochondrial. Bases 1 to 2184 code for a protein of 727 amino acids. Lineage: Eukaryota; Viridiplantae; Streptophyta; Lycopodiopsida; Selaginellales; Selaginellaceae. Gene Ontology annotation, molecular function: protein binding. The transcript has a single exon. The record is from RefSeq and is a predicted model, not a curated record.
AUGCCCGAAAAGACCCAAAUCGCAGCCACUGUGAUGAUCCGUGUCUAUACCGAGCUUGGUCACAUACAAGAAGCAAGGUCUAUUUUUGAGAAUUUGCCACGGCGAGAUCCAGUAUCCUGGACUUGCUUGCUUCAAGCAUAUGCCACACAGGGGCAUCCAGUGCUGGCAAAACUCCUUUUUGACAAGAUGCCCGAGUGGGAUGUGGUGUCAUCCACGGCCGCGAUGGGCGCUUGCGUACACUGUGGCUUUUUGGGUGACGUAAAAGUUAUGUUUGAUCGUAUGUCAAGACGCAAUGUAGUCACUUGGACGACACUUAUUUCAGCAAAUGCCUCUAUUGGGCAUUUUCUGUAUUUUGCGAGAGAAGCGUUUGAUCGAAUGCCUGAGAGGAACAUCGUCACCUGGAACGCGAUGAUCGCCGGCUAUGGUGAAGCCGGUGAAGUGGCCGAGUCGUGGGGGCUCUUCGACUCCAUGGCCGAGCAGAACGUUGUCUCCUGGAAUACGAUGAUGGGCACUUAUGCCCAGCACGGGCAUCCACUGCGCGCUUGGCAGCUCUUCGAUGGAAUGCCGCAGCGCAACGUCGUCUCCUGGAAUGGAUUGAUCUCCGCGCUCGGAAUCACCGAUCUGGAGCUCAUGGACCAGGCGUUUGAUCGAAUGCCCCACACGGAUUCCAUCUCGUGGAACACGGUGAUGACCGUGCACGCCCAAUCCGGGGACCUGGAGCGCGCCAAGGCGCUGUUUGAUCGAUCGCCCAGGAGAGAUCUCGUGUCCUGGAACGGAAUGAUCGCGGCGUACGCGCAGCACAGCCAGAUGGAUCGAGCGAGAGUGGUGUUUGACAUGAUGGGCGAUCGAAACACCACGUCCUGGAACACCAUGGCCGAGGGCUACUGCCGGAGUGGAUGUGUUCCGGAGGCGUGCUCGAUCUUCCACGGCAGCCCACAGCGCGAUCUCCUCUCCUGGACCGCGAUGAUGGUGGCGUUCGCGGAGAAUGGGAUCGUCGACGGCGUCAAGAGCCUCUUCGACCGGAUCCCGCACAGGGACGCGGUGUGCUGCACGGCGAUGCUGGACGCGCUGGCGGCGCAGGGGUGCGUGAUCGAGGCGGAGGAGGUGUUUGCCUCGAUGCGCGAGAGGGAUGGAGCGGCUUGGAACGCGAUGAUCCAGGCCAAUGUCGUCAACGCGCGCCUGGAUCAAGCCAAGGAGCUCUUCGAUCAGAUGGACCACCGGUGCCGGAUCUCCUGGGACACGCUGCUUCAGGGGCUUGUGGCCGAUCGAUCCGUGGAGUGCGCCAAGGAUCUGUACGAUCGGAUGUCCCAGCACGGGGUCUCAUCGUGGACGUCGAUGAUUCAAGCAUUUGCCCAAAGAGGGCAUUUCGAGAAAGCCAAGGAUAUCUUCACUCAUAUGCCACGGAGGGAUGUCAUUGUGUGGACGGCUUUGCUCGCCGCGUUCUCGCAGGAGGGAAAAUUGCAGUUUGCUACAGAGGUUUUUGAGCGAAUUCCACAGGCAAAUCUCGUCUCUUGGGCUGCAAUCGUUGCAGCAAAUGCCCAAAACGGGGAUAUUGGACACGCGAAAGAGCUGCUUGAUUGCAUGCCCGAAAGCACUGUCUCCGCCUGCAACAUCCUUAUCGGUUCAUACGCGCAGCACGGCAGGUUGGCGGAGGCGAAAGCCCUCUUCGACUCAAUGCAGGAAAGAGAUACUGUCUCUUGGACCGCGCUCGCAACAGCAAAUGCCCACGCGGGGCAUCAUGCCGCUGUCCAGCUGCUCUUCGCAUCGAUGCUGCUCGACGGGAUCAAGCCGGACGAGCUGACGUUCCUGUGCCUGCUCUCGUCGGUGGCCUACACGGGCAUCGUAGACGAGGUCCGUGAGAGGUUCAUGGCAAUGGUGGUGGACAAUUUCGUGGAGCCGACGCUGCAGCACUACUGCUGCCUCAUCGCAGCGCUGGCGAGGGCGGGGAGGCUGUGCGAUGCCGAGGAGCUCAUUCACUCGAUGCCGUUCAUGCCCGAGCAAGUGGCGUGGAUGACACUCUUGUCAGCGUCAAGAAACGACACUGAUUUGGUGCGUGGGAGUCACGCAGCGCAGCAUGUCAUGAGGAUCAAACCGCAAGACUCCGCAUCGUAUGUGUUGCUCUUCAACCUCUACAGUCAUGGUCUAGCAAGCUCUGAAAAUGUAGUAAAAGAGCGAAUGAAAUAG